Messenger RNA from Purpureocillium takamizusanense, 2144 nucleotides. RefSeq lists its product as uncharacterized. NCBI's taxonomy places the organism in Eukaryota, Fungi, Ascomycota, Sordariomycetes, Hypocreales, Ophiocordycipitaceae. The record is from RefSeq and is a predicted model, not a curated record. Bases 568 to 1980 code for a protein of 470 amino acids. The transcript has 4 exons. Gene Ontology annotation, molecular function: DNA binding.
GCCUCGAAACAAGGAUCCAGGCAGCUCAGGGCUAAGCUUUUCGGUUCGACCCAACGCCAGGUACGCCACGGGCCGCGCGGGCAGACACAGGUGGACCUGCAAACGGAAUGGAGGACGAUGAGAGUGUGCCCCCAGAGACUCAGUGUUGACAUUCUGGCCCCAGGCUCCAGCUUUGUUGAGGCCCCGUUGCGUCGGCGUUCAUGAUCAGACCUGCCAGCUGUCUCGGCCGUCGAAUUCUGGGGCGGGAAGCAGGAACAAGUGGAGGAGGCUUGAGAUACCGCUGGGAUAGGCGACACGCCCCGUGGACAAGAAAGAGUUCCUUUUCUCUGCGGUUGUUUGCCGCGCCUGUUCUACGGCUUACUGAUGGACUCUUUGCGAAGCUGUGGUUGUGUGGCAGCAGUAGGGCGUUGUUGCAUCCUUCUCUUGUCCACCACCACCAUACACUGGCUACGUCGCUGCAGGGAAUUCGCAGUCGCGGCCGGCUACCUGCAAAGGAUCAGAGGAGCUUUUCGGGUGCCUGCUCGCCUGCUUUACUGACCUGGUCGGCGUGCAAACGCCCCAUGCACGAUGUUGCCACUGAGAUCGCUCCUCAAUCCGGACCCCCCUGACAGGCGGUCCGACCGACGACGUCUGCCAGCCCAUGCCCUGCCCAUGGCCUCAGCCCGCGAAACUCAGUCGACCUUGGCAACAACGAUGGAGAAACACCGACUUCCAAGCAGAAGAGGUUCCAGGAAUGCAGCAUACGUACCGCGAUCUAAGACACAAGGGCCGGUCAGAUAUCCUCCUUUCGAAGACGUCAGCGAUGCAGCCGCCCGGGAAGUCGCCAAAUACGAAAUUGAUGCGUUUGGCUACAUCCAGCAGUGUUGUGAGCACAUACCCUAUAACAGCACGAAAAAGGACUUCUUCGAAAAGACUGGCCGGGAGAGCAUCGAAGCGUUUUCUUAUGAGUUUCGCAUUCCCGGACAGCAGCUGAAGUACAAGGUGAUGUGGGACUACAACAUUGGACUUGUUCGCAUGACGCCGUUUUUCAAGAGCCUUGGAUAUGCCAAGACGAAACCAUCGCAGAUGCUGGACAAGAAUCCGGGGCUCAGAGACAUCUCCCCCAGCAUUACGGGAGGUUCAGUAGGCGCGCAAGGCUAUUGGAUGCCGUUCCGUUGCGCCAGAGCAGUCUGCGCCACGUUUUGCUACGACAUCGCCGGGGCGUUGAUUCCACUGUUUGGGCCCGAGUUUCCGAUGGAGUGCAUUCCCGCCACUUACCCCGAGUUUGGAGAGAUGAUUAUCAACCAACAGUUGGUGAUGGAGGCCACCAUGGAGGCCGAGGCCUCCCGAGAUGCCUACCUGUCAAGGAAAGCCACGACACAGAACGGGCUGCUCAUGUAUGUGCCCCACGACAGCCAUCGAGCGGCGCGCGGCGAGGAACUACAUCCCUACCUGAGGCCUGGCGGUUUCUCGCCAUGGACGCCGAUACGGAGGAACAAUUCCGGUGCGCGGCCGGUCAGGCACGAACUUUUCCCUCCCCACGGCCACAGGACGACGAGGACGUAUCCGUACGCUGGCGGGGUCAGUCUACCUCCCAUCCACCCCCGACAGGAAGAAGCACAGUCACAAGGCCCGAUUUCAUAUUGGGAUCCCUUGCAUAGAGACAGCAUUGACGCGCCUGCGACGGCGUUCAUACCAGGCGACUGGGAGCGUCGCUAUGCCGGGGCAUCCGCCCCUGAGCCAAGACCGGGCUUUGCAGCGUUCUCCUCGUCACCAGCACGAGAGGACGCGGCGGCCACAAGGAGCGGCAAAGACGAGAAACGAACGGGCAAUGGUCUUGUCGCGGAUUAUGCCGCUGCUGCGACGCUGGUGAGGUUGCAAACAGAGGACCAGGAGGCGCCGGGACUGACGGACGGGCCCGCCCCCGUCGGGUCACAAGACUCAUUACCGGGGCAUGCGGGCAGAUGGACGCAGCGGCCGGGUCGUGCCAGGUCGUGCUAAUGAUGAAACGAUCAGAGCGGGCAGUAUCAACUGUGCGUUGGGACUGACAUUGAAGGCGCCAUGCGGGUGACAGGGGCGAGGCAGGGUGUUGGGGAGAAGUAGAGGAGGGUCGCAAGAGGCAUGACACAAGUUUGGGCAUCACGGCGGGGGGCGGUGGAGGGCGU